Molecule: messenger RNA, 862 nt
Organism: Pocillopora damicornis (cauliflower coral)
Lineage: Eukaryota; Metazoa; Cnidaria; Anthozoa; Scleractinia; Pocilloporidae
Product: loricrin-like
Source: RefSeq, a predicted model, not a curated record
AUGACUCUAGAGGUACUGAACUUGAUAUAUUUUGAUACACCCUUGAAGGAGGAAGCAUUCCAUGCCGUAUUUAAAAACCUUGGUGCGAAGGGAAGUCAUGGUCCAUCAGCGUCAGAUAAUCCCUACGCAGGUCAAGAUCAUUACAGACAAGUUACGAUAACUAACGGUAUUCAACAGUGGACCGUGCCGUACACUGGUUACUACAUAAUAGAAGCCACAGGAGCGGCAGGAGGGUGUGAUCAUGAUCGGUACCCUUGUGGAGGCAAAGGAGCAAAAAUGAUAGGAGAAUUCCGCCUGAAUAUGAGUGAAGUCAUACAAGUGCUUGUUGGCCAAGAAGGAGGGAGCAACAUUAACGCAUGGAGUUCAGGAGGCGGUGGAGGUACAUUUGUAGUGAGGGGAAAUUCCACGCCAUUGAUAAUAGCUGGUGGAGGUGGAGGAGGCGGGCUGAGAGAUAAGAAUAGACAUGGAAAAUGCAAUGCCAACACAGGCACGACAGGGAAUGCUGGUUAUGAAUCAUGGCCAGGGGGAAGCAAUGGAACUGGUGCUUAUGAGAAUGCUACUGAGUACUCUGAUGUUGGAGGUGACGGAGGUGGAUUUUAUUCCAGUGGUGCAGGAAACGGAGGUAGGGAUGGCAAGGGCUUUCUUAAGGGCGGAUCAGGGGGACAAAUCUCGCCCAAUUCUCAAAAGGCAGGGUUUGGUGGAUUCGGGGGUGGUGGGGCCCGGUCACGUUUAGGGGGUGGGGGAGGUGGAGGUUACUCCGGUGGAAAUGGUGGAAAGUAUUCCUGUGGUGGCGGGGGAGGAUCUUAUAACGUCGGGAGAAAUCAACAAAAUAACUGUUGUGACUGGACAUCUUCUGGUCAUG